This is a messenger RNA of Diospyros lotus (date-plum), 2771 nucleotides long. Its product is annotated as protein GRAVITROPIC IN THE LIGHT 1. Lineage: Eukaryota; Viridiplantae; Streptophyta; Magnoliopsida; Ericales; Ebenaceae. The record is from RefSeq and is a predicted model, not a curated record. Bases 1165 to 2505 code for a protein of 446 amino acids. The transcript has 2 exons. Gene Ontology annotation, biological process: response to red or far red light; negative gravitropism.
UUCUGUAUCUUCCCUCUGCUGCGCGUGUACUUUCUAGGGAGCAGAACCAGCCAUCUUAAUUAGAAUAUAGUUUACAAAGCCCUAAGACGAGAACCUGAGGAAGUUUGAGCUGCCUGCCGCUAUAUAGCGCUAUGAACCAGCCAUCUUAACAUUGAUCGUAUAGGAGGAGAGACAGGUUUACCAAUUCGAAAAGCCAGGCUCCUUUCUCAACGAAAUUUGCUUUUCCCAUCCGUCUUUCUCUCUGAUGCCUCUCUGUUUCAUUAAUGUCGACCAUCGCGCAAGUCUAAUCUAACUUGGGUUUAAUUUAGUAUAUUACGAGUUUAAUAUAAGAUUCACUUUCGAUUUUGUUAGAACAAAUUUAAUCGUUGUUUUGUAUUUGUUUUUUUACUGACAGGGCAAUCGUCUCGUGGAGAUGCAAGAGAGAGCGUGAGGAGGAGCCUGACACGAGUCAAUCUGAAUCUGGCGUGGUUUCUUUAUUCGAGAAGAAGACAAAUUGAUCAGAAAGAAAGAAUUCAAAAUCGACAUGCGCUAUGCUCUUCCCUUCCCUUCCCUUUCCUGUCUCUGCAACCUCCACCAUCUUCCCCCACUGUUCAGUUCAGAUUCCCUCCUCUGUUUUCCCCAUUAAAAUAAUACUAAUCAACCAUGCCUCCUCUGUUUUCAAAAAAAGAAAAUUUAUCCAUCUCCAUUCGUGCCCCUUUCCUUCGCUUCAAACUCCACUGUCCCUCUCCUCUGAAACCAAACCCUAGCCCUCGGAUUCCACAAGUGAACCAGAUGCUAUCGCCAUCUCGUUCUGAGAUGAGAGAAUCUUUCUUUUCCGUCUUCUGUUCAGCCAACACAACAGAUCUCCGGUCCAAUCCAUUUCCGAACUUGAGUAAAUAAAGCUCUCAAACGGCGUCGUCUCUGCAGUUCCACCACCAACAUCGUCCGGCCAAAUCCAUCAAUCAGUUCAACAAAAAAGCUUGGCGAACCUUCUGUAUUCCUUUCGGUUGCUCCAGGUAUUUUAGCGGGAAUCCCGGUCUUUGAUUGCUAUACAAGAACACUUUUCCGAUAUUUGCCUGGACUUUAAUCUACUUUAUUCUAGAAGCAGAAUAAGAAGGGGGAAUCAACUCAAGUUUAUUACCUCUACAUUUCCCAGAAUCAGUCUGUUCAUCACAAAUUUAGAAUAUGGAAUGUGCAACCAAACCAUCUUCUAAACCUUCCUCAAAUAUAUCAGAUGUCGUCUCCAAAUUCGCUAAAGUCUGCAGAUUUAGAUCCCUUGGUGUCUUCUCCUCUGAUAAUCCAAACCAGCCCAACAAUGAUGAUGUUGCUAAUCGAGAACCAUUGGCCGAAGACAGCAGCGAUGUCACCGAGGAGGCAGAGUGCGACCCAGAGAAAGUUCAUCCCCACCCUGAUGAGAUUCAACCCAAAAGUUCGGAAACCACUGAUUUUGUGAAUAUUGAGGUCUCUAAGUUGUUUGACCAAAUUUCUGCUCUCAAGUUAGCUUAUGUUAAGCUCCAAGAGGCUCAUAUUCCAUAUGAACCGGAUAAGAUCAGAGCUGCUGAUGAGCUUGUGGUGACUCAGCUUCAAGAGCUAUGCAAGAUUAAGUGUGCCUAUAAAGGGAAACAGUUCAAAGAAGUUUACCCUACUUCUGCUCUUCUCGUAGCAAAAAUUCGAGUUCAUGAAAGGCUUUUGGAGAAAUUGAAGUUCCUAGUCAAAAUAAAAAACAACCAGAUACAUGAUUUGCGGCAGGAACUUCAGGAUUUGGAUCUGAAGAACAGAGUGCUAGUGGAAGAGUCAAGGCAGCCGCCAACUAGAAACGAAAAUAUUGAAAUUUUCAAUAUGUCUUCGUUUGAGGAUAUCUUUAAGUCAACUUCAAAGGCCAUUCAUGACUUUGCAAAGCCGUUAAUUACUUUGAUGAAGGCUUCAGGAUGGGAUCUUGACCGGGCAGCGGAAUCCAUUGAAGCUUCAGUAGUGUAUUCUACAAGGUCCCACAAGAAGUAUGCAUUUGAAGCUUACAUUACCAGGAGAAUGUUUUACGAAAUGCCUCUUGAAUCCUAUAAUGUUGAUGAUAUAUUGAGGUUUGAUGACCCCAUCAAUGCUCUGAUUGAAGACCCAUAUUCGUCGUUUGCCACAUUCUGCAGAACCAAAUACCUCUCCCUAAUUCAUCCAUUGAUGGAAGUUUCAUUUUUCAGAAAUUUGGAUCAUAGGGCAUUCGUGACUAGUGGAAGACAUCCCAGGACACUGUUCUACCAAGCAUUCGUCAAGAUGGCAAGGUGGGUUUGGGUUCUCCAAGGGAUUGCUACCUCGAGUGAACCCAAAGCUGAAAUAUAUGUAGUCAACCGAGGAAGUGAGUUCAUGGAUGUUUACAUGGAGUCUGUGGAGGAGCUCAAUGAAGAAACAAUAGUUUCUGAUGGGGGAAGAUCAAGAUUCAAGGUUGAGUUGAUGGUCAUGCCUGGAUUCAGAUUUGGGGAGACGGUGUUCAGGUCUCGGGUUUAUCUCUCAACCACCUCAUGUUGCAGAUGCUAGAAACUAAAGCAGGUCUGCUUGCGGGUAACAAAAUCUAGCCCGAUCAUUUUUUGUUCUGAACAUGUUAGAGUUUCAGCCCUCCUAGUUAAAUCUGAAAUGUCAAUUUUUUUGUCCUUAUACUUGAGCAAUAUUUUGAGAUGAAUCCCAGAAGCUUAAUACUUUUUCUUUCUAGUUUACUGUUUUUAGCUUUCUCCUCUAUUGUCAGGUGGAAGGAUAUUGUUCGAUGUUAUCUGAAUUGUAAAUGGGUAUCUAGUUAAUUAUUGUCU